Bactrocera latifrons is the source of this 2555-nucleotide messenger RNA. Its product is annotated as protein GPR107. The record is from RefSeq and is a predicted model, not a curated record. The coding region runs from base 274 to 2226 and encodes 650 amino acids. Gene Ontology annotation, biological process: transport. The transcript has 9 exons. Gene Ontology annotation, cellular component: membrane; Golgi apparatus. NCBI's taxonomy places the organism in Eukaryota, Metazoa, Arthropoda, Insecta, Diptera, Tephritidae.
UCCUCCUCCUGACGAAUCGUAAAUUUUAUACGUACAUAUUUUCUGAUAUUUUGCUGCUGAUAUUGUGAAAAUUGUAUAUUGAUAAAUAACUUAAAAAGGCAGUUGAAAACUAAAAUAACAGGUAUAUGGUUGUGUAAUUCAAUCGAAGUUUAUAUAUACGAUCUAUUUAAAUGUUUAUGUGCCACCAGAAAAAAAUAUAGAUCGUUUCGAUACAGAACUGAUAUCGUCGGCUAUCGCAGACGUUUGUUUUAGCCAUAAAUAACGAAAAUAAACAUGGGUUAUCAGACAAGAUGCAAGUUUCUAAUUCUCCAAACACUGCUGAUAGCUUUAGUGGCAGCCAGAAAGCAUCACCUAGAAGUUCGCCAUGACGUGCGGCCAUAUAUAGCUUUGAGCACAUUCGGUUUCUAUAUUGGUGGACAUUUAGAUGUGCUGUUGAGUAAAAUGCAUAUAGAAGAUGAGAAUGAACAAGAUUUGUUUGGCCUAACGUUAGAUAAAACUACAAUAGACCAAUUAAACCCAUACUUGGACUCGCAUCAAAACAGAUGCAUACUAGAGGAACCCGCAGAAAUGCAGCGCAGUGGUCCAAUUUUAAUAUUUCUAUUGGACUUGAAAAAUCAGCUUAUAAGAGUAAAAUGUUCGCCCGAGUGGAAGAAUCAACACAUUGUACGCAACCAUGAUGAGCUGCCUAUGUACCGUGGAAAGCGUUACUCUAAGCUUAGCGAUUCAACAAUCUUUCUACAGCGCCGUAGGCGUAGUGAUGACGCGGCCGUUGCACCUGGUGAUGAAAACGAUAUACCAUUGGAGGAACGUGAAAUGCUUGAUGACGACGAUUCGGUUGAAGUGCCACAAAUAAUUUCGAAGCCCUCAUCUCCAUUGCCAGCUGUUAAUGCACCACUACCGACAAAAGUUGCCGAGUCAGCUGUACACGCAGUUGCUGUCAAAGCGCCAAUAGCAGCAGAUGCUAAUAAAGAAGUUCAAUCUAUUGCAGAGGAAAAUCCUUUCCCUCACGAACCGGAAAAAGUCGCACCUGCAAUUACGGCAUCUCAAAUUAAUUUCGAAGAUAAUGCGCAGUUUGAGAUUUGCCGCAACUAUACAAUGCCAUUGACAAAGCGAGUUAUUGAUGGAAAGGUCUAUUACAAUAUGUCGUUCUCCAUGCUUGUGGCCGCCUUGCAUGAUGAGGGUCUUUACAACCUGCAUUUCCACUCUUGCCCCAAUUACAGGGGAUUGAAGGAGGUUUCUUUCGAUGUGGACAUUGAGGAGAAAAAUGAAAAUAAUUUCCUUUCCGCUGGCGAAAUGCCGCUCCCCGCUUUAUAUUCCAUGAUGAGCGUACUAUUUUGCUUGUCGGGCUUCUUCUGGAUCUUCAUUUUGAAGAAGAGCAAGCACAACGUUCACAAACUACACUACAUAAUGGCCUUGCUGGUGUUCCUUAAGUCGCUGUCUCUCAUGUUCCACGCCAUUAAUUAUCAUUUUAUCGAAAUACGCGGUGAGCACGUUGAAGCUUGGGCGAUAUUGUAUUACAUAACACAUUUAUUGAAAGGUUCCGUAUUAUUCAUCACAAUCGUGCUUAUGGGCACCGGCUGGACAUUCAUUAAACCCAUACUUUCUGAUAAGGAUAAGAAAAUCUUCAUGAUUGUCAUACCGCUGCAGGUACUUGCCAACGUUGCUGAGAUCAUAAUUGACGAGUCCGAAGAGAGCGAUAUUGAGUUCCGCACUUGGCGCAAUAUUUUUAUUUUCGUUGAUUUGCUCUGUUGCGGUGCCAUACUCUUCCCGAUUGUCUGGUCCAUACGCCAUUUGCAUGAGGCGUCGGCCACCGACGGCAAAGCUGCUAUAAAUUUGCGCAAACUCAAGCUUUUCCGUCAAUUCUACAUAAUGAUAGUUUGUUACAUUUACUUCACACGUAUCAUUGUGUAUCUGCUGAAGAUGACCGUGGCAUUUCAGUAUGCUUGGCUGGAUGAGAUGUUCCACGAAAUGGCAACUUAUGUGUUCUUCGUCUUGACGGCUUAUAAAUUUCGUCCGACUUCAUCACAUCCAUACUUCUCGGUGCGUAAUAUGGAUGAUGACGAAGUGGAAGUACUUACUGAAUCUGGUCUCACAGAGGGUUUACAUCGCACGAAGGCGCUUAACCGUACUGUAUUGCCACCAGCUGGCUCCACACUACUUAAAAGCUCAGCUGAAGAACGUGAGAAUUUAAUAACGAAACGUGAAUCGAGUCAUGAAUACGAUUAAAUGGCGAAAGCAAAUUGAAGACAAGCCGUAGUGUGCGGAAUGAAGAAAAUAGUUGUGCAUUUUUUGUUGUAUUGAAGUAUAUUUGUUGGAUGUAAAUGUAUGUGGCCAUUGCCAGUGUGGAAUGUCUUACAUUCAGAUUUAACAUUCUAAUUUCCAAUAAAUUUUGGUUUCUCGGUUUUCUUGCAAAUAUGCAUAGGCAACUUAUAUAAAAUUGGCAGUUUGUUCAACACACUGCCAUAUUAUUAUGAUACUAAAUAUUAUUUUAGAUAAUUUUUAUAACUGAUGGCGCAUGCAAUUGAGCAAUAAACUAGAUAUAUAUUUCAGAAUAA